This is a messenger RNA of Rotaria sp. Silwood1, 1689 nucleotides long. The record is from the annotation of a GenBank genome assembly. NCBI's taxonomy places the organism in Eukaryota, Metazoa, Rotifera, Eurotatoria, Philodinida, Philodinidae.
AUGAUGAUAGCAUCAACUAUACAAUCAUCUGUAGCAUUUUCAUUGUCAACUUUAGUCAGUAGUGUACUUAAUAUGAAACAAUUUUUCAAUCGAAAUAAAUGUAUACAACGACAAGAGCUAUCAAAUAUAGAAGAAGUACAAUCAUCAUUUCAACUUCUUUUAUGGCGUAAAGUUGAUUCAUUUUUAUUUCAACAAUCUGUAACUAGUACUACCAAUCAAAUUCAUCAACAUCAACGUGAUCGAUAUAUCAAUUAUCAUAAUCGUCUUGAAAAAAGCCAACUCUAUUCCUUAUUCAUUUCACCGAAUGGUAUUGAAUGUUAUGAAACCAAUUGUCAACCAUCUGUAUUUAUUGCAUCAUAUCAAUGUCAAACAAUAUUACAUAAUAAAAAUAUUGAUGCUAUUGAAGAAUCAUCUUUAAUGAGUGAUCAAGAUAUUAAACAAACUACUUCCUAUAUAUCUUUAACUAAUUUAUCAAAUAUAAUUGACCAUGAACCAAAUGUAUCUAGAAACGAGUCGAAUUCACAAUCAACAAGUAACAUGUUACUGCCUAAACCAUCAUUAUUUCUUGCUGAUAUUUUAAACAAAAUGACACAUGAACAACUUGCUAAAUCUAUUGCUCAAUUAACUAAAUUGCAUGCAACUCGUUCAAAAUCGAAUAUUACUCUUAAUAAAUUACAAAGAACUACAUCGCUUCCAGAUUUGAGUAAAAAACCAACAAAAUUACAUAGUGUUACUUCAUUAUUACUCGAACAAACACCAGAAAAAAUAAUUCAAAUAGAGAAUAAAAUUCCAUUAAUAGAUUCAACCAAACAAAAACAUAUUGCAGAAGAUAUGCUUUCAAUACCUAUCGAUUUAGAGACAUCAAGAGAUCAAUAUCGAAGUGACAUGAAUAAAAAGACAAGAUCAGCUGUUAUUGAUGACAAAUUUCAAACACCAGUGCAUAUUUCAGAACCAUUAGAUCAACAUAUCAUUUCAAAUCCUACAAAACUUAGAUCACUUCCGAAACGUAAAUUAUCUCAAGAAAAUCUACAAACAAUUCAUAUUAAUGAUCCACCAGGAACUACUUCUGCAAUGUCAUCACCCAUUGUACAUCCACUUAUAACAAAGCCAUCUCCAAUUUUAAUCGAAUCAAGUAAAUCUGAACUCGAUAAUGAUGUUGAAAAAGAAAAACUAAAUCGAAACGAACAUUUGCUCGACGUAGAACUUGACGAACAACAAUCAAAAUCAAAAUCAAAAUCUAAUAACAUAUUAAAAAUAGAUCAAAACAAUACCAAAAUUUCAAAUUUAUCAAAUCAGAUAGACGUAAAAACAUGUUCUUCAUCAUUCAAUUCGAUGACGAAUUCAAUAUCGAUUAAAAAUCAACCAUUUGAAAAAGAUAUCAAUCUCGAAAAUAAUAUGAAUCAAUCAUUGAAAAACUUUUCAUCAUGCAAUAAAAUAACAAAUCAUCCUUCUCAGAAAAAUCUUUUACUAUCAUCAAUACCAAUCAAAGAAAAACUGAUUUCAUCAUCGAGAUAUUUUCAAACAUCAAAUAAUAAAAAUGAAAAUGAACAUAAUUUGAAUAAUGUAAUGGAUCAUUUGGCUCAACAAGAUAUCAUUAUAUCAAAUACAAAUACCGAUCAAUCGCACAACAUCUCUUCUACGAAAUCUAACAAAACAAAACGAAUUUUACCAUUUAUGAAAAAAAAAUGA